UAAAGUGACAGCUCCCUUAGACUCUCUUAUUCUUUUCUUUUUUUUUUUUCUUCUUUUUAUUUGGGUUUCCUCUUCCGCAAUCGAGGAGCUCGAAGGGCUCGCCGAAUCGAAGGAUUUUUACAAUCUCCCAUGGCUGUUUCUCAAGCUAGUCUUCUCCUUCAGAAGCAACUUAAAGAUCUCUGUAAGAAUCCCGUUGAUGGAUUCUCCGCCGGUCUAGUCGAUGAGAGCAAUAUAUUUGAAUGGAGCGUUACGAUUAUUGGUCCUCCGGAUACGCUUUACGAGGGGGGUUUCUUUAAUGCGAUUAUGAGUUUUCCAUCAAAUUAUCCAAACAGUCCUCCUUCCGUGAAGUUUACUUCUGAGAUUUGGCAUCCUAAUGUUUAUCCUGAUGGGCGUGUUUGUAUUUCAAUCCUUCAUCCUCCUGGUGAUGAUCCUAAUGGCUAUGAGCUUGCCAGUGAGCGUUGGACACCUGUUCAUACGGUUGAAAGCAUAGUUUUGAGUAUUAUAUCAAUGCUAUCAAGCCCAAAUGACGAAUCACCUGCAAAUGUUGAAGCUGCUAAGGAAUGGCGGGACAGGAGGGAAGAUUUCAAGAAAAAGGUAAGCCGCUGCGUGAGGAAGUCACAGGAAAUGUUAUGAGGCAAGUGCAGCUUUUGGUUUGUCUCUUCUGCUUUUUGUGGCAGUGGGUGUUUAAAUUUUAUCUUUGCUAAAAGGGGGACUUCACCUGUUCACUUGGUGUUGCCAGUGGGGGUCUUGCUUGUAGAACGUCAAUGGAGCUAUCACCCAUAUAUUUCACUCUCUUGUUUUUUCUUUUCUUCUUUUCUUUUUUUUUUUUCUUUUCUAUUUUCUUUGUUUUUUUUUUUCUUUUUUUAGUUAUAAAUUUUUAUUUUUAUUUUGUUCUCUCCUCUCUCUGCAUUUUUAAAAGUAACUAUUAGGAUGAAUUUGUAUAACAAAAGCAUUUUGUUUAAUGCUUUUCGUCUUUGUUAAAAGAAAAGAAAAAAAGGGAAACCUUUGUCUGUUUGGUGACAUAUUCAGCUUUCCGAUACACUCUGAAAAUGGUGCCUUUAUACUACUAUUCUAUGCCUAAGUUGAUUUACUAUUUUCGUUUA
Molecule: messenger RNA, 1103 nt
Organism: Cucumis sativus (cucumber)
Lineage: Eukaryota; Viridiplantae; Streptophyta; Magnoliopsida; Cucurbitales; Cucurbitaceae
Product: ubiquitin-conjugating enzyme E2 7
Exons: 6
Coding region: 130-633 (167 amino acids)
Biological process (GO): protein polyubiquitination; ubiquitin-dependent protein catabolic process
Molecular function (GO): ubiquitin conjugating enzyme activity
Source: RefSeq, a predicted model, not a curated record